AAAAUAGGCAUAAAAGCUAUUUAAGAAGAUAUACACCUAAGCAGUAUCAAAAAUCUAUCAAAAUGAUACGAUUUCCGGUAAUAAUCGUUUGUCUGAUGUUGCCUCAGUACCUUGUCUCUUUACAAGGUCCUGGAUCGAGGGUUUACCACUUUAUGAAACAGCGACAAAAACUACAAAAGUGUCCUUGUAAACGUUCCUUACCAGAGGUGGAAGCUGAAAUUCCAGUAUUUGGACGGAGGGACAACCAGCACGUGUUAUGGCGAACAACUAUUCCACAAAGAAAGGUCAAGAUAGGUCAUACCUUAGGCCGCAUUCUGAAAUCAGGAUUUACAUUGGAUGACGGUAGAAAAACGAAAAACCGUCUAAAGAAAUAACAUAGACUUCAAUAAACUGUUGGACAGUUAGUAAACGGAUUUCUUUUUAAAAACAACAACAAACAAAUAAAAGAU
This is a messenger RNA of Saccostrea echinata, 449 nucleotides long. RefSeq lists its product as uncharacterized. NCBI's taxonomy places the organism in Eukaryota, Metazoa, Mollusca, Bivalvia, Ostreida, Ostreidae. The transcript is spliced from 2 exons. The coding region runs from base 63 to 374 and encodes 103 amino acids. The record is from RefSeq and is a predicted model, not a curated record.